This is a messenger RNA of Synchiropus splendidus (mandarinfish), 2304 nucleotides long. RefSeq names its product EGF-like-domain, multiple 6 (gene egfl6). NCBI's taxonomy places the organism in Eukaryota, Metazoa, Chordata, Actinopteri, Syngnathiformes, Callionymidae. The transcript has 14 exons. The record is from RefSeq and is a predicted model, not a curated record. The coding region runs from base 530 to 2086 and encodes 518 amino acids. Gene Ontology annotation, molecular function: calcium ion binding. Gene Ontology annotation, cellular component: membrane.
GACACUCUUGUCUUUCUCUUUCUUUUCACUGUGAUCCUCUGGGGCAGAGAACCGAGCUGAUAUGAGGAGGAGCACGCAGGAGAUGUGGACAGAUUCACCACCUCCUGUGUGGAGUGCUACCUACUGCUAACCAGCAGAGAUCUACAGCUGCUCAGCAAACUGGACAGCGGAGAGAAAGCACCCCGAAAACACCCCCCGCUCUCAAAGCCACCCCUACUCCUCAAAGUCCUCUCCCUCAAAGUGCCGUGUCAUUUCCCACAGUGUCAACCCACUCCUGCAAUUUGCACAGGCCAGGAGCACCACAGAGCAAAUUAUGGGACUUUGAAGACCGCGGCUGCAGCAGGAGGAUUUUCUUCUCACAGCGAGGCUCAACUUUGGGAUUUUUGUUGGAAGCCCAUGACAUUCCACCAGAUCUGAUAGCUGCUGCUAACCGAAGCAGUUUUAUGAGCGUCGGCACCAGGAGUCUGAGAUUACUUCAACAAGUGCAGCAGGGAAGAGCUUUGAUUUCACAGUCUGCAGGACAGCAACCAUGAGGCCGUUACCUGUGUUCAGCCUUCUGCUGCUGGUGCUUCAUGUUUCCUCAUCCUCAGCUCACAGGCAGCACCGACAAGUCUUUACUGGAAGCCAACCAGGUGUGUGUCGCUAUGGCAACAGACUGGAGUGUUGCUAUGGCUGGAAGAAGAACAGCAAAGGACAGUGUGAAGCUCAGUGUGACUUCGGCUGCAAGCAUGGCGAGUGUGUCGGACCCAACAAAUGCAAGUGUUUCCAGGGAUACACGGGAAAGACCUGCAACCAAGACCUGAAUGAGUGCGGCCUCAGACCUCGACCGUGCGAACACCGCUGCAUGAACACCUACGGCAGCUACAAGUGCUACUGCCUGAAUGGCUACACGCUGAUGCCGGAUGGCUCCUGUGCCAACUCCAGGACCUGCUCUCUCUCCCACUGUCAAUACGGCUGCGAGGAAGUCCAGGGGGAGAUCCGCUGCCUUUGCCCCUCGGCUGGGCUGCAACUGGGCCAAGAUGAGAGGACGUGUGUUGAUAUCGAUGAAUGUGUCACAGGGAAGAACCUCUGCCCGUACAACAGACAGUGCGUCAACACGUUCGGCAGCUACUACUGCAAGUGUCAGGAUGGCUACGAUUUGAAAUACGUCAACGGCAAAUACGACUGUGUCGAUCUGGAUGAGUGUCAAUCUGGCACCCACAAAUGCAGCCAACACGCUACCUGCGUGAACACUCAGGGGUCCUACAAGUGCAAGUGUAACUCUGGCUUCAGAGGAAAUGGAUUUGAAUGCACAGUCAAGCCGUUUUAUCAGAGGCCCUGGGACGGCGACAAAGGCAGUGCAGAUGAUUUCCUGAAUGCCAUUCCAGACUCACAAGCAAGACCCGAAGACAUCAAAAACAUCAUCCCUGAACCAGCCGCCACGCCGCCUCCUGCAGUCCGCCAGCAGCCAUUUGACUAUGAAGGGGAAGUUUACAUUGGUGCCGCAACUGAAUUCCCGCAGGAGGAGGAAGAGAACGAUGAAGAGGACAACCAGCUCAACCAGCGAGUUCCCGAAGACUUUGAUUCUGUCUUUGGACCUGCAACUGAAGUCAAAGAACUUGAAAUAACACCAGUUCAAGAAGAGUUCAUCAUGGACUGCAACUUCGAUCAAGGAGCAUGCGAGUGGGUCCAGGACAAGACGGACGACAUGGACUGGAGUGUGGCGUACCAUGAUAACGGCGCAGAGUACUACAUGUCUGUGAACGGGCUGAUGGGCGAGCAGGAUGAUGUGGCAAAACUGAAGUUGCUGUUGAGCGACCGAGCCCAGCAGGGAAGCUUCUGCCUCACCUUUGACUACCGCAUCGUGGGUCGUGACGUGGGUUCUCUCCGGGUGCUGCUGGACAACAACGACUACCCCGUGUGGGACCAGAACCGCAGCAGGGAUCAGGCCUGGCAGACGGAGCUUCUCACCGUCACCUGGAAAGACGAGGCGCCGCACUCUGUUAUCUUUGAAGCUCAGCGUGGGACAGGAGUUGGAGGCGAGAUCGGGCUGGACAAUGUAGUACUGACCUCAGGAACCUGUGAGGAUGGGAGUCCUGUCUUUUAACUAUUUAUACAAAAAACCAUGAGCAAGUUUCGCUCCAUUCGUGCACGUUUCACACCUGAUUUGAGUCUCUCAGGAAUCCAGAUGUUUGUCCUUGAACAGUAUUGUGUGCAGUCGGUUAAAUAAAUAAUAGUGAUGUAUGGCGUGUGAUGAGAAUGAUGAAAUAUACGGAUGUGAUUAAUCAGUACACAGCUCCUGUAUAUUUUGCAUUCAUGUGAUAU